Melanaphis sacchari is the source of this 2678-nucleotide messenger RNA. Its product is annotated as broad-complex core protein-like. The transcript has 7 exons. The record is from RefSeq and is a predicted model, not a curated record. Gene Ontology annotation, molecular function: protein binding. NCBI's taxonomy places the organism in Eukaryota, Metazoa, Arthropoda, Insecta, Hemiptera, Aphididae. The coding region runs from base 572 to 2389 and encodes 605 amino acids. Gene Ontology annotation, cellular component: nucleus. Gene Ontology annotation, biological process: regulation of transcription by RNA polymerase II.
CUAUUACUAUUAUCAUUAUUAUUCUUUUCGGUCAGCUCUUCGCACGCGCGCGCGAGUGUGUGCAUGUCGUUUGUGUGCAGUGCGCGCGCGAUCGCGUAUGUGUCUAUAUAAUAUUGUAAAAUUGUGUGUACCCAUUUAAUAAUUAAUAUAGUCAUAGAUAGUGCAAUAGAGGUACGUAGUCGCCGUCGAUAAUAAUAUUUUUACCUAUUUCAAAUUUUUUUUCAAAGAUAUUAAAUUUUAUUUUACUAGCCGUCGUUUUCACGUGUGCCCACAGUGCGUCUCCCGGUAAGAUUUGGCGUUUUCGAUACCUAUAUUAUACCCGCGCCGAGAGCGUUUCGUUCGCCCAGCGAUUUCCGUAUUUCUUUUUUUUUUUAUUUUUUUAAACUUAAUUUUUUGACCGCUGACCGAUUAUCGAAAACCGCGGCGGAGGUGUUGACGGUUGCGGCGGCCCACGAUUUUCGGUGACGACCGACCGACCGACCGACGCGUGUCGUAAGGCGCACCUCCGACCGACCGACAGACAGACCGACCGACCACCACCACGGCGGCGGCAGUCGCGUGUCCCCGUGCCAUGACCUGCCAGUUUCCUGUCCGGUCUCAUCUACUACCGUUGCAGGGCGGGACAGUGUCGACCGAAGCCCACCGCGUGAUGGGCGACCUGCAGCAUUUCUGUCUGCGCUGGAAUAACUACCAGAACAGCAUCACCACAGCGUUCGAGAACCUGAGGGAUGACGAAGACUUCAUUGACGUGACACUGGCAUGCGAUGGCAAGAGUCUGAAAGCUCACCGAGUGGUGCUGUCUGCGUGCAGCCCAUAUUUCCGGGAACUGUUGAAAAGUACGCCGUGCAAACACCCCGUGAUCGUGUUGCAAGAUGUCGUAUUCGACGACUUGCAGGCACUGGUUGAGUUCAUCUAUCACGGGGAGGUUAACGUUCACCAAAGGAACCUUAGCUCGUUCCUGAAAACCGCUGAAGUGCUGAGGGUAAGCGGUCUCACACAACCGUCCGAUUCUACUACCGCCAAUGACCAUUCUGCGAGGCAGUCUUCCGAGACACCGCCCGCGGAAAACUCAUUUCUGCAGUCGUUUGCCUCACAAGCAUCUGAAGGCAGAGUGUCGCCACAGGUCAGACAGAGGAAAGGUAUUCCGCAACAAUCGCCGUCAUCCAUACCUUCACCGCGGUCAAAGGAAAACUCUCCGAUACCGUUGAAACGCAACAACAAGACUUCGUCAAACCCGCCUUCGGGUGGCGGUGGAGGCAUGGACCUGUCCGAGAGGACAUCUCAACACAGUCCCAGCUCGGCAGGAAGUCGGCCCAACUGCAACGAUGACGAUGACGCGGGCGAACGUUCAGACGGCGGCGGCGGAACCGUGGUCGGAAGCAACGGCCACAGCAACGGACACCAAUCGCACAACCACCAUCUCCACCACCAUAAUCAACAACAACAGCACCACGACGAACCUCCGAUGGACUAUUCGCGGACGCACCAACAACACCAGCAGCAGCAACCGCCGGCCAACGCCCUACAACACCUGCAGGACACUGCGCAGAACCUGAUGAUAUCCCGUCGGUCGCCCGCCGAAGUCAAAACCGAGCCGAUGGAUACCGCGCCCGCGACCGCCAUCAACAGUAACAGCGUGUACGCGGACGACAGCAACGACUCAGCGGCCGAUUUCACGGGCGUCCACCCGGCCAUCGGCAUGUCCGAACCAGACGACACGUCAUACCAGAGCCACCACUCGUACCUGGACAGCAAGUUCUUCGCGGCCGCCGGCGCCUCGUUCAACUUCAGCAUGGCUGCCGCCAUGGCCGCCGACUCGUUAGCGGGUCUCAACAAUCACAACCAUACCAACGUGAUGGAGGCUCUAGGAGGCUCCAGUUCUCAAGACUGGUCAGAGGCUGGUGGCGGAGGAGUUGGCGGCGGGGGCGCGGAGACGCUGUCCUGUUUCGUAUGCGGCAAGCGCCUGAGCACCAGGUUGACGUUGAAGCGGCACAUCGAACAGCAGCACAACCAGCCUCUGCACUCGGCCGUCUGCAACGUGUGCAACAAAGUGUUCCGCACGCUCAACAGUCUCAACAACCACAAGAGCAUUUACCACCGGAAGCCCAAAGCGUACAAAUCGGCGGGCGGGGGCGGUAACCCGGGGGCGGCGGCGGCGGCAGCGGUAGCGGCUUCGACGGCGGUGGCCACGACCGCCCUUACGACGACGACGAUUACUUCCGCGGCGGCGGUCACGUCGUCGUCCGCGUCGCCCGAUGGUAACGGCGGCGCGUCCGGAUGCACUAACACCGCCGCCGCCGCCGCCUCUGCCGCCGUCGUGAAAAACUUACCGCCGCUGACCAUGUGGUACAACAACAACAUAAACAACAACAACAACAACAACAACUGACACAAGCUGCAGCGGAGCGCCUGAACGGGCUCCGACGUCGUUUUCGUCGUCAAAACGGCGCGACGGCGGAAGAGGAAGAGAACGGUAACGACGACGACGAUGACCGGACAGAGGGACGACGACAGUAUUACAAAUGACCUGAACGAAAAUGAACGAUAAUAAUAUUAUAACGAUAUCCUGAUAACGCCCUGUGUAGCCGACGACUUUAAAGUGCAAUAAGAAUAAUUUAUGUGUUAUUAUAUAAUGUUCAUAUAAUAUUAUAACAGUAGAAAUCGUUUCGAUUUUAAUA